This is a messenger RNA of Penicillium hordei, 300 nucleotides long. RefSeq lists its product as uncharacterized. The transcript is spliced from 2 exons. The coding region runs from base 1 to 300 and encodes 99 amino acids. NCBI's taxonomy places the organism in Eukaryota, Fungi, Ascomycota, Eurotiomycetes, Eurotiales, Aspergillaceae. The record is from RefSeq and is a predicted model, not a curated record.
AUGACCAGGGAAGUGAAGUUGGAAAAUCCGGGACAGUGGUGCCUUAGGCCAACAUUUUUGGAAGGGAAAACUUCCUGUCAAAAGGGGGCCAACGUGGGAAACAUUCUUCAACGGUUGAGUAUAGAGGGGAUUCUGUACACUUCAGAUCAAACGACAAUAUUUCGAAUAAGUCCAAGUUAUUGUACAACGGUCAUCGACGUCAUACUCUCAGUCUGUGCGAGACUCGAAAAAAAAAGAGCGGCUAAGAAAUCGCAUCCACCUACCCCGAGGGCUCCUUAUCGCAUUUCAUUCGACUAUUAA